This is a messenger RNA of Limulus polyphemus (Atlantic horseshoe crab), 1165 nucleotides long. RefSeq names its product neuroglian-like. Bases 491 to 1150 code for a protein of 219 amino acids. The transcript has 7 exons. Lineage: Eukaryota; Metazoa; Arthropoda; Merostomata; Xiphosura; Limulidae. Gene Ontology annotation, molecular function: protein binding. The record is from RefSeq and is a predicted model, not a curated record.
GCUCCCGGAUUCUUCUACAAAGUGUUCUGGAAACGAGAAGACAUUCCAGGUGCUAAAUGGGAGACCGUUAUAAUUAAAGACUGGCAACAGAACGAGUACGUCAUAGAGGAUCAGCCGACGUUUAAAGAGUACCGAUUGAAAGUAGAAGCUCACAAUAGGGCUGGUCAGGCUCAUGUUUCUGCUACUGAAGUAUUAGGUUACUCUGGAGAAGACCGGCCCUUGGAAGCUCCCCAGAAUUUCAAAUUAAAUUUUAUAAAGAAUGCACACUCAGCCAUGUUUUCGUGGGACCCUGUUCCUCCUCAGUCCAUUCGUGGUCAUUUUAAAGGAUACAAGGUUCAAACCUGGACACCAGAAGAAGGAGAAGACAGGUUAAGAGAGGUUACUGUUCCACCCAAUGUAACCCAGACCUUAGUUACCAUCUUUAAACCUUUCUCACGAAACAUUGUACGAGUCUUGGCUUUCAACAGGAUGUAUUCUGGACCACCAUCAAAUGAAGUUGAAUUUACUGCAACCAGAAGGAACUCCUGGACCAGUAGCAAGUUUUGAUGCUAUUCCCAUGGGCUCAAGUGCCCUGUAUUUAAUUUGGAAGCGCCCCGUGGAUCAAAAUGGCAUCUUGACAGGAUACAGAAUUUACUACGAAGAAGUCGAUGGGACGAAAUUGGGAACUAAAGUGGAGCGACCUCCAAUUACUGACCCACGAGAAACCCGUGCUAAGCUGGCAUCCUUGCAGCCAGAUACUAAAUAUCGUAUCACCAUCAGGGCAACAACUAGUAAAGGACAGGGGGAGCCGUACUACAUUGAAGCUAGCACUAGCGAAGAAGCCGAGAGUGCUCCUGACAUGCCUGAGUUCAUCUGGUCUCGACUUCCUGAUGAAGAAGGAAAGGCAGGUGUUGAAGUUACGUGGGUUCCUGCUGUUGAGGGUCAUCCAGGCAGCCAUUUUUAUGUACAGUAUAAACGAAAAGGAGAGAAUCAGUGGGAAAGCACAGUAAUGGAAGAAACACAAGACACGCUUGCAGUGAAAGGCUUAGAGAGAAGUACACUGUAUGAGAUGAGAGUAGUGGCUGUUGACGGACGGUUCCAGACUCCUAGCAAAGUAGAAGAGAUCGAAACUGGAGGUUUAGGUACUGAAGAUACUGUUGUAUGUUACUAGAAGAAACUCAAGCAU